UCCACUCACUCAGGAUUUUCCUUACAAAACUCAGGAGCCAAAUCUCCCGGCUCUCAGUUUCACUAACAUCGCUGCCCCGGCCGGACUUGUCUGUUACCCCCAGGCACAUCUACCCCCACAGGAAUACAGGUGCAGUGAUGAUAAUGACGCGGCUCGUUUUGCUUUAUCUGAUCCCUCUGGCAGCUUGGGCAAAGGAUGCACCAAGGAGCAUGGAGAGUGGGGAAGCCCUUUAUGGUGGGACUGCCGGACUGAAGUGUUCCCCCUCUACAAACCUGAGCCUGCAGAAGCCAUCGUUUUACUGGCAAAAUGAAGUCGAAACCAUAUUUAAUGUAGAUGAUGGGGUUCCGGAUUUACAGCACGUUAAGGACAAAUACAAAAACCGCAUUGCGCUGAAAGAAAACUGGGACCUGUACCUGCACAACGUUACCGUUGAGGAUGAAGGAGAGUAUAGUAACUACAUUAUAAAAAAGACUCCGUGGCGGGAACAUGCCCAUAUAUGUGUGUUCCGCCUUAAAGUCAGAGCUCAUUUUUCUCCUACUGAAUCCCAUUCCUCUCCAACACACAACACGACACGAGGAGAAGACAAAACACUGGAAUGUUCUUUAGCGGGUGGCUAUCCGAAGCCGAGCGGACUGAUGUGGAGAGUGGUGAACAGCAGCGGAACCUUUACAAUGAAGGAGAAUUUCAGUAUUUCCGAAGAUGUGGAGACCAAGUUGUACAACAUUUCCAGCAGUUUGUCUGUCAUGGUAGAGGGAAACACCACCAUCUCCUGCUUGAUCCUCAAGGGGGGUCAGACCACAGAUACCUAUGAGUUCAGUAUUAUAGUAGAUCCAGAAAACAUUUCUUCGACCGUCCCACCUGUAGUCACCCCACCUGUUAUGAAAGUCUCUCUGUGCAUCGCCUCCGGAUUGGUUCUGCUGAUCUUACUAGUGACCAUACUCAUGAUGUUUCUGAAGAAAAAGAGAAAGAGACCCUGUUGCACAGAUGCCUGUAAGGGACAUAUUCCUGUACGACAGGCUGAGGAGAACACAGAGGAAGCCCCACAACAGGAUGAAGCAAUGGAGCUCGUUGAGGAAGGCCGACGGAACGGAUCCUGAUUCUCCCCCUACCUACAGUUCUAGCGUUUCCCAAGUUCUGACUGCGUAUCAGAAACAACCCUGCCAGAGCGUGGAUAUCUCCCCAGCCAUAUCUUCUGCAGGAACUGAAAGUUGCUGCCCUAGGCUCUUCUCCAAUUUAUAUAUAGUAUUUCUACUGCAAAGUAUCCUGUAGCAGAGAACCGAAAUCGUGCCAAAAAAAACAAACCAACGGAAAACUUCAGCUUGAUGAAAACAAAGUAUCGUUAGGAUCUAUUUAAAAAAGGGUUGUGAAACGUUUGGUAUCAAGCUUCAAGGGCUUUUUUUUUAUUUGGAAGGACUGUGGGUUCGGCCCGGUUGCCAUAGAGAAAACUAUUACCAACAGCAUUGUAUUGGGCACCACAGACUCUCUGUAAAACCCGAAGCUGAUGUGAAGAAACAUUUCUUGAAGAGGACCAUGAAGAUGUCUUACAGAACAUGGCUGGAAUGUCUCAUUGCUCACGUUAUACUUUUACUAUCCAGAAACGUAAUAACCAGGUUCUCAAAGUCGUUUGUGGUGAUCUAUAAAAUCCGGAGUGUAAUUAAUGGUUCAACCAGGGCAGAAAGUAUACUCAUAAUUCUUCUCCUCUGCAUAUGGACUAUUACCUGACUCCAGUGAUCACAAACCUGUAUAGAUGCUAUAACGGGGAUAAUAAUACAACGUAAGGUCCAUGGGAACGUGGCCAGAUGGCCUGAGCUUGACUUAGAACUUCUUAGAAGCUAUUUCUUCUGCAAAUACAAAGGGAAAUUAAAAAAAAAUGGAAAGGAUCAGCCAACCCCAGGGUACUGCACAAAGGAGUCCAUCAAGGGUUUGUAAGGGAUCUGUCCAUUCUGCCUCUUCGACUUUUUCUUGAUUAAGGGACCCAUCACCCUUAAGCACCUACUGAAUUUGCUGCCUAUUAUAUAACAUAAGGGGACAGUAGGUGGCCAUUAGUUAUCUUCAGCUUGGUGGCCUUCUGAAGUUUGAGUUGAUAGGAGCCAAAAAAUCUCCAUGAAUUUUCACUUUGUGUCUGUAUAACCGCUAUUGCAUAGUGCACUUUAUCACUAUAACCACUUAUUUUGAGCAAUUCGGUGGUACGACCCUGUAGUGCCAUGAUCAUUGCUCUAGUUAUAGUAAAGGUAAACCCUCGAAACAAAUGAAUAUAAUAAUAUUUAUCCUAGUGCUCUUCUGAUUACAUUAGCUAUUUCAUUUUUACACUUCUAAUAUAAUAAACAACAGCCCCAUCUGCUCGACCUCGGCCUUUAUGUCAGGAGGAGAAGAAGAACGACUUCUGUUGAUGUUCCUCUAGGGUAGAAAAGAGUCAACUGGUGGUUACUCUUUGCCAAAUAGAGCAACGUCGGAAGAAUCUGCCCUUCUUUGUCUUAAAUUGUCCCCCAACCUUCAGGCUGGCCAGAAGAACUGACCAGUAAUAGAUGGCGCCAUUAUUUCCAAUUCGGAAGAACUGACCAGUAAUAGAUGGCGCCAUUAUUUCCAAUUCGGAAGAACUGACCAGUAAUAGAUGCCGCCAUUGUUUCCAAUUCAAAAGAACUGACCAGUAAUAGAUGCUGCCAUUAUCUCCAAUUCAGUAGAACUGACCAGUAAUAGAUGCUGCCAUUAUUUCCAAUUCAGUAGAACUGACCAGUAAUAGAUGCUGCCAUUAUUUCCAAUUCCGUAGAACUGACCAGUAAUAGAUGGCGCCAUUAUCUCCAAUUCAGUAGAACUGACCAGUAAUAGAUGGCGCCAUUAUUUCCAAUUCGGAAGAACUGACCAGUAAUAGAUGCCGCCAUUGUUUCCAAUUCAAAAGAACUGACCAGUAAUAGAUGCUGCCAUUAUUUCCAAUUCAGUAGAACUGACCAGUAAUAGAUGCUGCCAUUAUCUCCAAUUCAGUAGAACUGACCAGUAAUAGAUGCUGCCAUUAUUUCCAAUUCAGUAGAACUGACCAGUAAUAGAUGCUGCCAUUAUUUCCAAUUCAGUAGAACUGACCAGUAAUAGAUGCUGCCAUUAUCUCCAAUUCCGUAGAACUCACCAGUAAUAGAUGGCGCCAUUAUUUCCAAUUCGGAAGAACUGACCAGUAAUAGAUGCCGCCAUUAUUUCCAAUUCAGUAGAACUGACCAGUAAUAGAUGCCGCCAUUAUUUCCAAUUCAGUAGAACUGACCAGUAACAGAUGCCGCCAUUGUUUCCAAUUCCGUAGAACUGACCAGUAAUAGAUGCUGCCAUUAUUUCCAAUUCAGUAGAACUGACCAGUAAUAGAUGCUGCCAUUAUUUCCAAUUCAGUAGAACUGACCAGUAACAGAUGCCGCCAUUAUUUCCAAUUCCGUAGAACUGACCAGUAAUAGAUGCUGCCAUUAUUUCCAAUUCCGUAGAACUGACCAGUAAUAGAUGGCGCCAUUAUUU
Molecule: messenger RNA, 3486 nt
Organism: Xenopus tropicalis (tropical clawed frog)
Lineage: Eukaryota; Metazoa; Chordata; Amphibia; Anura; Pipidae
Gene: cd86
Product: T-lymphocyte activation antigen CD86
Exons: 7
Coding region: 138-1097 (319 amino acids)
Biological process (GO): signal transduction; regulation of immune system process
Cellular component (GO): plasma membrane
Source: RefSeq, a predicted model, not a curated record